UUUGGCAAUGCUAAAGGUAAACAAAUUGGCGACAUCCUGACCAUCCGCAGUAAUGGAAGUAUCUUCGAUAGUAAAAACUUACACUUAAGUUUUUUGCUACUACAGAAAAAGAUAAUUUCUGGUUCUUUAUUUUCUUUAUACCCUAAACUGUUUAGAUUCAAGUUCAAUUAAACAGAAAUUUUGGUAAUAAUUUGUUAUGGGCCGGUCUUCGAAGGACAAACGAGAUAUUUAUUAUCGGCUUGCUAAAGAAGAAGGAUGGAGAGCAAGAAGUGCAUUUAAAUUGUUGCAAAUCAAUGAAGAGUUUGGAAUAUUUAAAGGUGUCACAAAAGCUGUAGAUUUAUGUGCUGCUCCUGGAAGCUGGAGUCAAGUAUUAUCUAGAAAAUUAAGGGGGAAUGCUGAAGCUGGACAUGUCAAAAUAGUGGCUGUGGACCUGCAAGCUAUGGCACCAUUGGCAGGUGUAACUCAAAUACAAGGAGACAUAACAAAGGUAUCAACUGCACAGGAAAUAAUUAGUUACUUCCAGGGUGAAAGUGCUGAUCUUGUAGUAUGUGAUGGAGCCCCUGAUGUGACAGGCCUGCAUGAUUUGGAUGAGUAUGUUCAAGCCCAGCUCUUAUUGGCAGCUCUCAAUAUUACUACUCAUCUUUUGAAGGAAGGAGGAACUUUUGUUGCAAAGAUAUUUCGUGGAAAAGAUGUCACUUUGUUAUAUUCUCAACUCAAGUUGUUUUUCAAAACUGUGACUGUAGCUAAGCCUCGAAGUAGUAGAAAUUCAAGUAUUGAAGCAUUUGCUGUUUGUGAAGGCUAUCACCCACCUAAAGGAUAUGUUCCAAAUAUGAUGAAUCCAUUAUUAGAUAUGCAGUAUGAUAAUUUUGACCGACUGACUGGUAUUAAUCGUGUCAUUGUACCUUUCAUGGCCUGUGGUGAUCUCAGUGCUUUUGAUUCUGACAGAACAUAUCCUUUGCAGUUGAAUGAAAAUAAGGAUUAUGUCUAUCUUCCCCCUACACAAGAACCUAUCGAUCCACCUUAUAAAGAAGCUGUUAUGCUAAAACGUCAAAAUAAAUUGGCAAAACCUGAGGUUCAAGUAUCACAUGUAAAUUUAUCAGAUCAGUGUUCUAGUUCUACUGAAAAGCCUAAUUCAAAAAAUUUUGAUAUUGGUGAAGAUGAAGAUGAUUGUCUAAAGGAAGAGUUACCUGCUGUUGAAAAUUUACAACUAUCAGACAGUCAUUGAUAGUGAUGACAAUUUUAAAAUGUAAAUAAAGAUUUUUUAUAAUUGUU
Molecule: messenger RNA, 1272 nt
Organism: Argiope bruennichi
Lineage: Eukaryota; Metazoa; Arthropoda; Arachnida; Araneae; Araneidae
Product: putative tRNA (cytidine(32)/guanosine(34)-2'-O)-methyltransferase
Exons: 10
Coding region: 197-1225 (342 amino acids)
Biological process (GO): tRNA methylation; cytoplasmic translation
Cellular component (GO): cytoplasm
Molecular function (GO): tRNA methyltransferase activity
Source: RefSeq, a predicted model, not a curated record